Molecule: messenger RNA, 1752 nt
Organism: Exophiala bonariae
Lineage: Eukaryota; Fungi; Ascomycota; Eurotiomycetes; Chaetothyriales; Herpotrichiellaceae
Exons: 2
Coding region: 1-1752 (583 amino acids)
Biological process (GO): xenobiotic detoxification by transmembrane export across the plasma membrane
Cellular component (GO): plasma membrane
Molecular function (GO): fluconazole transmembrane transporter activity
Source: RefSeq, a predicted model, not a curated record
AUGUGGGAUAUCGUCAGAGAGUCCGCCCUGGGACAAUUACUGCGACUAUUCUCAGUGCGGGGCGGGCUAUCAUAUCCUGAAGAGACCCAGGAUUUCAAGCUUCCAUCAACCUAUAAUUCCGAUAUCGAUAAUGGAGAGAAUUCCUCGCGCAGCUCAAUCCGCGAACCCGAGAAAACGAACGAGCAAGACGCCAAUGAGGCAAAUGACUCCGCUGAUGUCGAAGCGGCACCGACAGUUCUCCAUCCAUACACCAGUCGCGAUCAAAGCCUUGCUCGAACCCAUACCAUUACCAGUGCAGAUGGGAUUGAGGCUGAAGAGAUUGUCCCCACUCGCACCAGCGACGGUUUGAUCUUGGUGACUUGGUAUUGUCCGAAUGACCCAGCCAACCCUCAGAAUUGGUCUUCUGGUAAAAAGUUGUUUGUCACGGCUCAGAUCUGCAUUUACACCUUCUCCGUCUAUAUCGGCUCGUCGCUAUAUGUGGCAAGCAUCCCCGAUGUGAUGGAAUUAUUUGGUGUAGGUGAAGUGACUGCGGCGCUCGGCCUUGCAUUGUAUGUCCUCGCAUACGGAAUUGGACCAAUCCUCUUUUCACCAAUGAGUGAGAUACCUUUGAUGGGCCGAAAUCUCAUCUAUAUCGUGUCUUACCUCAUCUUUGUCGCACUUUGUGUGGCAACAUCUCUGGUCGACAACUUUGCAGGUCUGCUUGUUCUCCGAUUCCUUCUUGGUUUCUUCGGCUCUCCUUGUCUUGCAACAGGUGGCGCAAGCUUUGGCGACAUGUACGCGCCUUACAAGAUGCCAUAUGUAAUCGCAUUCUGGGCCGGAGGGGCUACGCUAGGCCCUGCACUCGGUCCGGUAAUAAGCGGAUUUGCAGUAUCAGCCAAAGGCUGGAGGUGGAGUUCAUGGGAACUUUUGUGGCUCUCCAGCCCAAUUUUGCUGGUGUUAGCGAUCUUCUUGCCUGAAACAUCACACGACGCGAUCCUACUGCGGAGAGCCCGACGAUUGAGACAACGUACCUCACGCAGAGAUCUCAAAUCUCAGUCUGAGAUAGAUAUGGCCAAUCUCACUCUGCGUCAGAUUGCACAGGAGGCGUUGAUAAAACCGUGGCAAAUCAACGUCCUUGACCCGGCUGUACUCUUCACCACGAUCUACACUGCGUUGGUGUACGGAAUUUUCUAUUCUUUCUUCGAGUCAUUCCCGUUGGUAUAUCCAGUGAUUUAUGGCUUCAACCUCGGAGAGACGGGGCUUCCAUUCCUUGUUGUUUUGGUGGCGUUGGGGAUUUGUCUCUGUGGCUACUGCGCCUAUUUCUAUUACCAUGCAGAGCCCGCCAUGCGCAAUCAACCAGGGUUUGGAUCACCCGAAGCCCGUCUAGUCCCAGGACUUUAUGCAUCGUUUCUUGUUCCGGUUGGAUGCUUCCUGUUUGCAUGGACAACGAGGCGCUCAGUUCACUGGAUGGCGAGUGUGAUAGGUGUAGGACUCAACAUGUGUGGCACCUUCACGGUAAUGCAAUGCAUGUUUCUGUACCUACCUUUCACCUAUCCAAAGUACUCUGCGUCUUUGUUCGCAGCCAAUGACCUGGCACGAAGUAGUUUUGCCGCAGGAGCGAUACUUUUCUCUCGUCCAAUGUUUAUUACUCUGACGGUACCUGGUGGAGUGAGUCUCUUAGGCGGACUGACGGUGGUAUGCAUUGGAGGCAUCUUUAUGCUCUACUUCUACGGGGCAGCGAUGAGAGCACGCAGUAGAUUCGCAGUGGGUUAG